Messenger RNA from Onychostruthus taczanowskii (white-rumped snowfinch), 1851 nucleotides. RefSeq lists its product as uncharacterized. The coding region runs from base 1 to 1851 and encodes 616 amino acids. The transcript has 6 exons. The record is from RefSeq and is a predicted model, not a curated record. NCBI's taxonomy places the organism in Eukaryota, Metazoa, Chordata, Aves, Passeriformes, Passeridae.
AUGGCCACCAACUCCUGCCAGGCCUUAUCUGUGGCUCUCACAUCGGCCCAGGGUGAGGGCAGGAACUCUGGGGACAUGCGCUGCCACACAUCCCUGUGUGACCCCGUCACGGUGGCUGCCACCUCACCCAGGGUGGCCAUCACGGUGACCUGCCACUCAAGCAGGGGCAGAAACGGCCAGGCCGAGGGAGGGGACAUCGAGGGUGAGGGCAGGAACUCUGGGGACAUGCGCUGCCACACAUCCCUGUGUGACCCUGUCACGGUGGCUGCCACCUCACCCAGGGUGGCCAUCACGGUGACCUGCCACUCAAGCAGGGGCAGAAACGGCCAGGCCGAGGGAGGGGACAUCGAGGUGACAAACACGCCCAGGGGGCCACUGCAAGAGGCCACAAAUGCCGCCAGGUCCCUGACACCUCCCCUGUCCUCUCCCCAGCUGUCCCCAGCCCUGCUGCAGCCACAGGUCACCGUGGUGGCCACCCUGGGCGAGCUGCUGGCCACCCUGCCCAGGCGGGAUGAGAUGAUGCGGCUCUUCGUGUCCUCAAAGUGCCCAUACUGGGACCUGGAGGAAUUCACCAGGGUGCUCCGGGCCACCAUAAAGUGCAUUGAUGACACCUGGUGGUGCCAAAAUGUCACCUACAAUGAUGAUGACUCUGUCACCUCCCUGAGCUGGGCCCUGGCUGCCUACAAGAGCACCUCAUGGACCAACUGGGAAUGCGUGAAAAUGGCAACCAUCAUAUGGCAGGCGUCUUUGGAUGUGCUCAUGGAGAGGUGGGUCGAGCUGGCCAGGAAGGCCACCAAGCUCCGCAACGCCUGGUGGGAGGUGGUCAGUGAGGCGGCUGACAUGGCGAUCACCAUCACCUCCGUGGCAAGCUACCUGCAGGAGGAGGUUGCCCAUUAUGGGACAGCUCAGGAAAACAUGGUGGAGCUGGGUCAGGCCCUUAGCGGGGAGGAGGGGACCGAGGGGGUGGACACGCUGGAAGCCCAGAUGAGAAGACAGGCCAAGGAGGCUGCCAGUGAGGCAAUAAGGACCACCAAGAUGAGACAGCGGGUGGAGGCGGCCCUGGGGCUGCUGGAGCGCUUGGUGGCCGCGUGUGAGGAAGCCACCGCGUUCCCCUGGGAGCUGCAGUGCAUGAUUGGGGACAUCGAGGCCACCAUGGAGGGGACAAAUGAGGUGUCCCCUGAUGUCCCUGAGGAUUUUGUGGACAAGGUGGCUGAGGCUGAGUGGCUGUGGGAGGCCAACACCCGCCUGGCAAAGGAGCACCUGCUGGGGACAGUUGAUGACAUCAUCAAGUUCUAUUUCGAUGGUGAUCCCGCCGGCCCCAGUGCCUGUGGGGUGACUGAGCGGUGCCAAAGAGCCAUCGAGGACAUCCCAAGGCUCCUUCAAGCCCAGGAGUGUCCCCAGAGUGUCCCCAAGGUGUCCCCAGUGAGCAUGGAGCCCCAAGAGGUGUCCCCUCCGCAGCUGCAGGCACUGGUGGCCGUGGUGGCCACCCUGGGCAAGGUGGUGGCCACUGUGACCGGGCCACACAGGGGCAAGUUCCUGCAUGAGUCCCCUGACUCCCUGCAUGAGGACCUGAAGAACUUCACCCAGAACCUCUGUAAGAUCCUGGACCACGGCGAUGUCACCUCCCUGGGCCACCAUAGUGUCCCCUCCCUGGGCCGGGCCCUGGCCACCCUCGGGGCCACCCCAGGGACAACCUGGGCCAACGUGAGAGCUGCGGCCGGUGCCUGGCGGGAGUCGGUGGCCAAGCUCGUGGACAGCUGUGACCAGCUGGCCGGGGAAGCCACCAAGCUGCGUGACGCCUGCAGGAAGGUGGUCAUGGACCAGCAGCUGAUGGUCUGCUGCAGUGCUUAG